This is a messenger RNA of Mizuhopecten yessoensis (Yesso scallop), 2747 nucleotides long. RefSeq names its product E3 ubiquitin-protein ligase TRIM71-like. Gene Ontology annotation, molecular function: ubiquitin protein ligase activity; zinc ion binding. The transcript has 2 exons. Bases 830 to 2392 code for a protein of 520 amino acids. The record is from RefSeq and is a predicted model, not a curated record. Gene Ontology annotation, biological process: proteasome-mediated ubiquitin-dependent protein catabolic process; protein polyubiquitination. Lineage: Eukaryota; Metazoa; Mollusca; Bivalvia; Pectinida; Pectinidae.
AAAACGAUUGGUCUUAUGCAUUUAUUUGUAAAGAUUAAUUAGCGGCCUAUUAGUUUAUAGUGAGACGGUCUACAGGGCCAUAUACAGUCAAAAGUGGGUAACCAGCAGUGCAUGCUUCUUCCGGGUAUUGUAACUGAAUAGAGCAUGAAUACCGACCUAUUGUGUAAGAAAUGGGUGUCAAAUUAACAGGUAGGAUCACACCUAACGAUUGCUCUUGGUGAUGAGGUAUGCAUUUAUUUGUUAAGUCUAAGCGGUCCUAUUAAUGUAUUAUGUGAAGGUCUAUAAGGCCACAUUAAGUCACAGGUGAGUAGCCAAUAGUGAGCAUGACAUAAGUGUAACGCAAUCGACCAUAGGUAUCGGAAGAUUGACAUACACGGAAGUAAAACGUAUAAAUGAUAAAAAGGAAAGAAGAAACCUAUUCCAGAGAAACAUAUUUAACCAGGAUUACAUAAUCAAGAUUGUUCGUCUAGAACAUUAGGGCAUGCCAAGAAGUGUGGUUCUGAAGAGAAUUUCCAGUCAUUUCAAAGGUUGGACCUGAACAUUCAGUUUUUCAUGUGGCUUUGCAACAGACAAGCAUCAUAGAUUGAAGAACUAAAAUCCAAAUUGAACAGAAAAAGAACUGAUCUCAGCUACUUAUUUCGCAUUUUAUCAACGAAUCCUUAUCAAAUUAGAACAUUAUCGGGCAUUAAACACUUGUAUCACGUGCUUGCUUUUAACUAGCAGUCAUAUGUAAAUGAAGUUGGUUUUGAUAAAGGUGCUAAAGUGAAGGUCGAAAUUUAAUUGAUUAAUUACCGGAUAUGACGUGCAACAAGCGAUAAACAGUUAAGAAAUGGCAACACCACAGGUAGCCAUUGGUGCUAGGGGGCAGACGACUUGUGCGCAUCAUCAACGGGUCACCUUAGACUGGUUUUGUGAGAAAUGUAGUGAACCGAUAUGUGUAGAUUGCAUUUCUUCUUUACACAAGGGUCAUGCUAUCAUUAACCUGAGUCACGUGACUCCUCAAUACAAAUGUAAAAUCGAUAAUUUCAUCAUCGAAACCGAGCAAAAUGAGCUAGUUCAACUUCAACAACAAAUCACAUCGACCAAAGACAGUCAUAAGAAGAGCCUAGAUCAUUUCGAAGUCAUAGCAAUAGAGGUCAAAGAACAUGGAGCGAAACUGAAGGAAAAUAUUGAUGCUUUAUUGGCUCAAACACUCUCCCAGCUGAAACAGUUAAAGGAUGAAAAUUCCAAACCUUUUAUUACUCUCCUCACUGACCUUGAAACAAAGCUUGGACAAUUGAAAGAACAGUUGAAACAGUGCAAGUCAACCCUUCAGACAGGCACAGAUAUCGAGGUGUUCCACACUGUAAAUGAACUCCCCAAAACCACCUCCUCUCUCCCAGAUCAAUUCAUACAAGGUACUGUCCGUUUCAAUCCAAAUAAAAGCCAUCAAGAACUACUGAAACAAGCAUUUGGUUCAUUAGCGUCGUCUACAUCCCAUCAGCCAUCUGCCGAACCACCCGGACUGUUAAGUAAGCUGUUCUCCUUUGGAUUGCAAAUGUCAUCCACGAAAGAACCGACGGCCUGUUCGACACAACAGAAUGAUAUUCCACCACAGACCAAAGCUCGGGUUAUAACAGAAUGGAAAGCUGCGUAUGCAAUUCACGCUAUGUGUCCAACAGGUGAUGGUGGGGUCUGGACCUGCGGAGAUACCACAUUGACACAUCUGUCCCGCCAAGGAAAAAUAGAGCAGAAAAAAUCUGUCGCAGCAAGGAACAUGUGUGUCUCUCCCACUACAAAAAAUAUCUGGGCAUGUUCUGCCAGUUCUAAAAGCGUCAUGGAGUUGACCUCAGAUCACUUCAGAUUUAACACAGAUGGUCCACCCUAUUGCAUCUGUAUUACAAAAGAUGGUCUCAUCCUUGUAGGGACGAAGAACUCUAUCACUCCAUACACUACGAAAGGGAAUCCUGAUGUCACCACUACAACAAAGUCGUUACUGUGUUCACCACGGAGAAUCUCUCUCUGUCCAGUGAGUGAGAAUGUUGCUGUAGUUGACAGAGAUUUGUUAGCAGACGGUGGCAGGGACAAACCACGGGUCGUUGUAAUGAACAAACACCUAAAGGAACUGUUCCCGUAUGGACAAGCCCAACACGCCAGCAGGACAGGGUCACGCUCGUUUGAUCCCUAUGAUGUAACCUACGACAGUCUGGGAAACAUGGUUAUUGCCGACAGGGAUAAUAACAGCCUGCAUCUCUUGGCUGGUGAUGGACAAUACCUUCGACUUCUACACACUGACCAACACCAGGCAUGGGUUUUAUGCGUGGGAAAUGACGGGAUCAUAUGGGCAACAUUUGGUCGUUUUAGCGGUAUGCGUACGGUCAAACUUCUUGAAUACGACAACAAGUCCACGUAGAUAAAAGGUGUGUGUUCCCCAUUAACAUUUAACAAAAGGGAACAAUCACGUAGGAUAGUGUGGGGUUUUCUCGUGUUGUGAAUGACGUCUAAAGCCUUGUGGUGUUAAACUUCUACAACGAUGUCAUAAUGUACAUUUUUUUUUCUAAAUGGAGACAUCAAAAUAUGCUUGUAACGAAUUGGGUUUCUUCUCAAAUGCAGAGCCUGACAAUAGAAAAUAGCUUGUAAUAACUUGGAUAUCUUCAUUAACUAAUCAAUCUGUACAUUGCUUUAUAUAAACAGUAUGUAGUAGGAUUUUAUUUUGUAACAUUUACAUGAUCUACAGCUCUUUUUUAAAUAAACUCAUAUAGUUUGGA